AUGUCGUCGAGGCAAGACCAGCGCGAGGCGAGGGCCGAGGCCGACGCUCGCCGCGCGGCGGACGAGAUCGCGCGCGCGCGGGACGAGCGGGUGAUGCAGGCGGAGAUGGACGCGCGACGCGCGGCGGACGAGAUCGCGCGCGCCCGCGCGGACCGCGAGCACGGCGCACUGGGCGGCGGUGCCUACGCCGAGCACCCGAGCGGCGGCGGCGGCAUCCUGGGGAGCAUGCAGGAGGGCGCCAAGUCCCUGGCCAGCGCGGUCGGCCGCACGUUCGGCGGCGCCAAGGACACCGCCGCCGACAAGACCUACCAGGCGGCGGACGCCACCGGGAACACGAUGGGCGAGUACAAGGACUACACCGCCGAGAAGGCCAAGGAGACCAACGACAGCGUCGCGCACAAGACGAGCGAGACCGCGGAGGCCACCAGGAACAAGCUCGGCGAGGCCAAGGACUGCACCGUCGAGAAGGCGACGGAGGCCAAGGACACCGUGGCGCAGAAGACGAACGAGACCGCUGAGGCUACCAAGAACAAGCUGGGAGAGUACAAGGACGCCUUGGCCGGGAAGACGCAGGAGGCCAAGGACAGCACCAUGCAGAAGGCCCACCAGACGAAGGACGCCGCCGCCGAGAAGGCGAGGCAGGCCAAGGACGUGACACAGCAGAAGGCCGGCGAGUACACGGACGCCACCAAGGGGACCGCGCAGGAAGCCAGGGACAGGUCCAUGGCGACCACGCAGACCCACGAUGCCGAUAGGGGUCAGCAAGGGACCGGUCUGUUCGGGGCGCUGGGCAACAUGACGGGCGCGAUCAAGGAGAAGCUGACGGUUGGCUCGGGCACGCAGCAGCACGACGCCGGAGGGCACGGCCUCCGGCUGGGCAGCGAGGACGAGCGCGCGGUGAAGGAGCGCGCGGCGGAGAAGGCGGCGUCCGUGUACUUCGAGGAGAAGGACCGGCUGGCCAAGGAGCGCGCGGCGGAGCGGGUGGACAAGUGCGUUGAGAAGUGCGUGGAAGGGUGCGUCGGCUCCUCCUGCCGCGGGCGCGUCUUCGGUGCGACGUGCACACGUAUCGCGUUCUCGUGCCAUCCAUGCCGUCACUCCGAGCAUGGCGGCGACAAUAAACUUUUAACUCCUAGUGGAGCUCCAGUAGAACCUUCGUUUUCAAUUUCCUUUUUACUUUUUUUGAGGAUCAAGUUCCUUUUACUACUGCCUUUGUCUAAGUAG
Messenger RNA from Triticum turgidum subsp. durum (durum wheat), 1221 nucleotides. Lineage: Eukaryota; Viridiplantae; Streptophyta; Magnoliopsida; Poales; Poaceae. The record is from the annotation of a GenBank genome assembly.